CAAAAAUCAAUUUUGCUCGAAGACCCAACUGCAACGGAGUUUAGUUACCAGUCUUAUGCUGCGUGUUAUUAGAUAGAACACAUGAUAUGAUUGGCUCCGUAUAUCACAUUACGUCAGAGGACAUGUCUGCUACAUAGGACAUAACUGCAACGGUACAAAAGGGUGCUAUGGCAGUGGCCGAGUGGGGAAGAAGGCGAGACGAGAAAAAACUUCUCGUGCGUGCCGCGCGCAUGUCUUGACCCAUUCCCCUUUACGCUAAAGCGUCACUCCUCAUAACCGGAAAACCCUGCUGAAUUUCGAGAGAAAAACAGACUGCCAGCAGUAUAUGCUCUUGGAGCUGUCGAUGUCGUUCGCGGGAUCGGAGGGCAAAUGAACCAUGAGCUGAAAUGAUAUGGAAGCUAUUGCUGGUACGAAUGCUACAAGGCCUGGAUUAACAUUCCGCCUCGCCCAGUUUGGCGAUUUCGAUGCAGUUGUAAAACUAUCGGAAGGAAUUUACGAUGGACUGGACUAUCUUCCGUUAACAUUUCACAAAUGGCUUCAGAAGGACAAUUUGGUUUUUCUACUUGCUUAUUCUGGCGACAAACUUAUCGGUUUAACAGCAUGCUUUGUGGUAGAUGAAGGUCGGACAUUUAUCCGUCGAGCGGAACGAAUUCUGGCCGAGCUUCGAGGACAAGGUCUUGUGCGACAACUGAGAGAAUAUGCCAGAAAAUAUGUCAGAGAACAUUAUCCCAGUGUACAACGAGAACGAUUCACGACUCCUGCGGAUCUUGCAAGUUCUGCGGAUAAAACAAAACUUUUAGAGUUCGAUUUCUUGGCAUACCAUGUUCAAAAGAAAUUUAAUGGUGAGGCUGAAAUAUCCAAGACCAGUUCUGUGGGGAUAAAGAUAUGCUCAAGAGAGUAUUUUUCUGACGUUAUCCUCUCUGGCCCCGUGAAAGCUCAGCUAUUUCCGGACAACAUCAUCGUCAUGAACUGGUGUCCUUUCGAGCAUCUCCGAUCAAAUGUCGAUGACAUACUACAGGAGAGCGAUGAAAUGUUUGUCGAAAAAUGUGCUGAUGAUGCCUUACCAAGGUCUUUUAGCCUUGGGACUUUUUCACCGAGAGUGAAAUUCGUAAAAUGGCUGGCUGCAUUUUACACCAAUGAUAUUGUUCUUUUUGAAGCGCAUCUCCUACACCAAUUGAAGGCUGCCAGUAAAGUAAUCAAUGGUGAUUUUAUUUUCAUUUCUCAGGUCCAAGACAAAAGCUUAACUCCUUUGGCAAGGAAAGUUAUGGAAGAACAGCUGCAAUUGAAAGAACACGGUUGGCUCUCGAACGACAAGAUGAAACUCUAUGAAAGAGAUGCUUCAAAGCAAACUUGACACAAGCCUACUUCCAUAAGAGGCUUGCUUAAUACCCCACCAAGGUAACUAACUAACAACUCUCCUCAGAGAUACACUGAAAUACAGACAGACAAGUUUAGACUACAGUGCGACUCGCUUGCCUCACCAGCUCAUCUAUUGGGGCGUCAUCUUUCGUGCCGCAGCACAUGAGAACCUGCUCGCAAGCUAAAAAUGAUUUUUAAUGAUGCUAAACAGAUUUUAAAAGUAUGUCAGCGUUAUUUCUUUUCUGUUCACUCGCAACUCUAAGAAAAUAACUUGACGGCUAGACUAAACAGUGCAUUUUUUCCUGAACGUCUUAAAUGAGAUCAAAAUCUGUGAUCUACACCCCUAAGCGGCCUGACCGAGAGGACGAGCACCUCCGACCCUUUCACAUAUCGGAAUCCUAAGAGAGCUGAGGACGACCAACCUUCUUAACUGUUGAUCACUUUACUAGAUGAGAGAGCGGACAAGCAGAAUCGCUGGAUUCUUUUAAAUCUCUUAUAAAAUCACACCAUUUCAAAGAAGCUGUUUUGUACAUGAAUCAGAGUAUGUACAAUUAUCAUUUCGUUCUGCUAUCCAAUUGUUAGAUAAUUUUCCGUAAUUGUAUAUUUUUUAUCUUUGUUCUUACGUUCCGUAAAAGGCCAUUGGUCUUUUGAAUUCUGGCGUCAUAUAAAUGAAGUGUUGUUAUUACCUAUUAUUACAGUCUAACCUCUAUUAUGUGGCCACCCCCUGUUCUAUAAAGCCCUCAGUUGAUCAAAGUCCCGAAAUUAUUGUCCGUAAAAUUAAAUACUGUAAAUAAAACUCCGAUUAACCAGCCACCUCUGUUAAGAGGCCGGGCCACCUUUUGGUCGUACCAGUGAGGGUUUUCUGAUAUUAUCCCUACCCUAUUAUACGGCCGCCCAAUAUUUAAUACACAAUGCUUAGCUCAAGUUUUUUUUUGGAAAAUGCGAUGACGGGUAAGAGUCCGAAAUAG
Molecule: messenger RNA, 2327 nt
Organism: Orbicella faveolata
Lineage: Eukaryota; Metazoa; Cnidaria; Anthozoa; Scleractinia; Merulinidae
Product: histidine N-acetyltransferase-like
Source: RefSeq, a predicted model, not a curated record